Molecule: messenger RNA, 1556 nt
Organism: Drosophila grimshawi
Lineage: Eukaryota; Metazoa; Arthropoda; Insecta; Diptera; Drosophilidae
Gene: Naa60
Product: N-alpha-acetyltransferase 60
Exons: 5
Coding region: 352-1191 (279 amino acids)
Biological process (GO): N-terminal peptidyl-methionine acetylation
Cellular component (GO): Golgi membrane
Molecular function (GO): protein-N-terminal amino-acid acetyltransferase activity; histone acetyltransferase activity
Source: RefSeq, a predicted model, not a curated record
GGCUCACACUAAAUGGGGUUUAUUGACCGCUUUAUCUUUGAUAUAUGAUUGGAGCACUUAAGCCCGCAGCCAGCGCUAGCAAGUGGGUUUAUCUAUGUUGCGAAUGUGGAUUUUUAAUUAAAAUCAAUUAGGCGCAACAUUCACACACACACACAUAAAUCAAAAAACAAACAUAACACAGCACAACUGAGCGCAUACAAAUUUCGUAUAAUUUCAAAUCACACAUAAUUACAACAACAACAUAUAAAUAGUUGACCAAAUUCCGCGCUUAACCUGUGGUGCACAACCACAACCCAUGGACAUAAUUGCCCUAAUUGGAAACAACGGCAGCAGAGCAGCAGCUUCGGUAGCAUGGCACAAUUUACGCUCUACAACAAACACAAUGCACCGCCCAACAACGAUAUCAUUACACGCGUCGACUGCGAUUGCGAACAUGUCCGGCUUUGCUCCGUCAACGAUGUUCAGUUAAGGUUCCUUGUGCCCGACGAUCUGACCGAGGUGCGGACACUGUGCCAAGAAUGGUUUCCAAUCGACUAUCCACUGUCAUGGUACGAGGAUAUUACCUCAAGUACGCGAUUCUUUGCGUUAGCUGCUGUUUAUAAUCUGGCCAUAAUUGGUUUAAUUGUUGCCGAAAUCAAACCGUAUCGAAAUGUUAAUAAGGAGGUAAUAGCCAAUUACAGUGAUAGUGAUGAGUUUUACACCAGGCUGAGCGGUUUUCCCAUGCAGGACAAAGGCAUAUUGCCCGACUCGAUGGGUCGCACCGCAGACGUUGGCUACAUAUUAUCGCUGGGCGUUCAUCGCACGCAUCGUCGGAAUGGCAUCGGUUCGCUGCUGUUGGACGCACUGAUGAAUCAUUUGACGACAAUUGAAAGACAUGCGGUUAAGGCGAUAUUUCUGCACACGCUGACAACAAAUCAACCUGCCAUAUUUUUCUACGAGAAGAGAAGAUUUACGUUACAUUCGUUUCUGCCCUAUUACUACAAUAUACGGGGCAAGGGCAAGGACGGUUUUACGUACGUGACCUACAUAAAUGGCGGCCAUCCACCUUGGACAUUAUUAGAUCACAUCAAGCACUAUGCCUCCAAGUUGCGACACACGGGCAGCCUGUGCGUUUGGGCUGCUGCUCGUGUCCAGCGUGUGGUGCGUUGGUUCUACCACAAGCUGUUAACACGCUUCAAUGUCAUCGAAUGAGCCGAACGGACUGCAACCCACCCCAAAACACCAUCAGCCUUUUUACUGAGAACUGAGGAGACACCAACAACUGGCAACCGGCGACUGCCAUCUGUAAUAAUCAUCAAUAGAUACACGAAGAACAACAACAAAAAAACACCAUCCAUUUUAAGUGUUAGGCGAGCCAAAUCAUUUCGUUUUGUAUACACACACACACAGAUUUAAGCAAAACAAUAAGAAAAAUGUUAAAAGUUGUAAAAUAGUCUAAUACAUGUAUUAUUACGUUUUUACAUAUGUAUAUGUUCACCUGCUGUAAAUAGUCGUAUCAUCUUUUAUUUAAAAAAAAAAUGCUGUACAAUUAACUAUAGCGCAAGUGAUUUGUAUAC